AUGGUUACAGUAACAAAUUUUCGUUAUACAACUUCACCGAUAAUUAUCAUUCUAGGUGCAACAGCUGUUGGAAAAACGAAAUUAUCCGUUUAUUUAUCUAAACGCUUUAAUGGAGAAAUAAUUAAUGCAGAUUCAAUGCAAAUAUAUGAAGGUCUAGAUAUUAUAACAGCUAAACCAACAAUUACAGAACAAGAUAAUGUUCCUCAUCAUUUAUUUAGUUAUGUAAAUCCUCUUGAUCGUUCACAUACUGUUGUGGAUUAUCGAAAUGAUGCUUUACCAAUUAUUGAAUCAGUGGUAUCUCGAUCUCAUCUAUCAUUUAUUGUCGGUGGUACGAAUUGUUGUAUUGAAUCUUUACUUUUUCAUUUUAAUCCACCGAAUCCAUCUCCCAAACAUUCACAUGAUAAACAAUUUACAUCAUUAUUAAACGAUUUAUCCGAAGAAAAUUUAUCAAAAUUAACUUCCGUCCAAUUACAUGAAUCAUUAUCGAAAAUUGAUAAACCAAUAGGUAUUCGAAGGCAUCCAAAUGAAGAACAAAGAAAGAACGUGAGCCGUGUACACACGUAUGCAUACAAUAACACUGACAGCGAUGAUAAAUUUAUUCAGAUUAUAUCUGAAAUUAUUGAAUUCUAUCGUGAUUCUGGUGGUAUUCCAUUAAGUUCAUUUGGUUUUCAUAGUCGUUUUCUGUUAAGGUUAACAUGUCAAAAAGAAGAAUUAAAAAAAUUUCAUGAUGAAUAUAAUCAAACAUGUACACAAGCAGAACAAUCAUAUAAUUAUACUCGUGGAAUAUUUCAAGCAAUUGGUUUUAAAGAAUUUCAUGAUUAUUUACUUUUAUCAAAUAUUGAACGAAAAAGUGAACAUGGUGAAAAAGUAUUUGCUAAUGUAACUCCUCAAAUUAUUUGA
Rotaria sordida is the source of this 900-nucleotide messenger RNA. Lineage: Eukaryota; Metazoa; Rotifera; Eurotatoria; Philodinida; Philodinidae. The record is from the annotation of a GenBank genome assembly.